Molecule: messenger RNA, 1974 nt
Organism: Kluyveromyces marxianus DMKU3-1042
Lineage: Eukaryota; Fungi; Ascomycota; Saccharomycetes; Saccharomycetales; Saccharomycetaceae
Gene: NPR2
Product: nitrogen permease regulating protein NPR2
Exons: 1
Coding region: 1-1974 (657 amino acids)
Biological process (GO): negative regulation of TORC1 signaling; positive regulation of autophagy
Cellular component (GO): vacuolar membrane; GATOR1 complex
Molecular function (GO): GTPase activator activity
Source: RefSeq, a predicted model, not a curated record
AUGUCUAAUACCUUUGAUGGGUUUGUACCUAUACACACAGUGUUCUAUACACUUUUUCAUCCGACAGAGGGGUCUAAGGUACGGUUUCAGUUUCCGCCUAACAAUUUGGAACAUGGAGGAAUCGAUUUUGAUACAAUAAAAAACUACAUUAUUCCGAAACCACAGCUUUGCAACAAGCUCUUAACAUUCAAAUAUGCUAAUUAUAGAUUAGUAUGCUAUCCUGUGAACGUCAAUGCCAGAUAUUACGCUAGAAAUUCCUUCAAUUUCAACUUUGUUUUCGUUUUCCCUUAUGACUGUGCUACUUCACCAUAUGAACCUGCUAUUGCACGACUUGGUAAGAUGUUUAAGGUGUUGGAAGAACAAUCUCAAAUACUUUCUAAGGCCGAAAGAGACCCAGUUUACUUUCAAUUGAAAUCGCAAGAUGCUAGCACUGUUGAACAGAAUGCGGAAAAAGGGUCAAUGACGUUAGGUGAACAUAGUGAUAUCAAGCCACCUGGGGACGAUGGAGAAAAAUACCAAAAAAUUAUGAUGGAUUUAGCCAGUGACACAAAGAAUCUUUGUAUUGAAGAUCUCUUGAUGAAGUUAUUCCUUGAUUUAAACAAUUAUUCAGAGUGUUUGAUUCCAAUAGAUGACGGAAACUCUAUAGAUAUCAAACUCUUCCCAGUAAGGAUACCUCCUACGGCUAAAAUAUCAGUUGAAGAUGUUCCGAUCGCUAUUGUAAAUCUUACAGAUAUCAUAGAUGUCAAUUGGGAUCCUACUAUGAUUAAGAUAGUUCCUUACAUUGACGGUAUUAACAGUAUAGAUCAAAUUGCUUCAUGUGCUGAAAGUGAUGUGGGUUUAGUUCAAGAGUGUAUCAAACAUCUCAUGUAUUAUAAGUGUGUUAUACUUUCAGAUAUAUUCCAAUUCAGCAACAUAUACGCUCCCACAAGUGAAAUCCACACUUUCCUAACCAACCCUGCUAUCGCAAACGCAUGUCAGUUUUAUGUCCAAAUAGAUAGUCUAGGAGAAUAUCAACUACCAUUUGAUAGAAGACCACAUGAAGUUUUUUCUUCAGGAAAAAAGCAUGCAUCAUCAAGUACAGUUCAUUCAAAAAGACGUGAUUCAAUAGACACAUCAACAACCGGUUCUGUGGGGUCAAACAUGGAAUUACACAGGAAUUACUUGUCAACAUCGUCCACACCUUCAUACCUUAAAGCUCACACAUUGGAAAGCGGAAGUCUUGGAACUAACGAAAAAAUUAACAGAAGGGUGCUGCCAACCAAGAGUUGCAUAUUUGAUCUUUAUAGGUCUCUAUGCCAGGGUAAAACUAUAAAAGAAUGGUACAAACAAAACUUUGAUAUAAUUAGGGAUAAUAGAAUUGACGUACGAAGGCUAAUUAUGUUUGGUGUUACAAGAAGACUAAUAUAUCGUGUUAAUUCGUACCCGAUAGUCAAAAAUAUUAGUACAUGGGAUAUUCUUAAAUCGCUGGUCGCUAACGAACCCAAAACAAAGCAUAAAGCAGUAGGAGAUUCAGAAAAUAUCUUUUCCGCAGCAGAUAUUAAAGUUGUUGAUAACAAAGACGAUUCUUAUGUCGAGGAUAAUUCAGAUGCCGCCGAUAAGCUUCUAAAAAGCCUUUACAAGAAACUCUCUUUGAAGCAAGACAGCUCUAGUGGUGGAACGAGUAAGAUCACACGCUAUUAUGACGAUAGCCCCCAAAAGGAUGGCGAAACUAACUCUAGGAAAUCUAGUUCUGGGUCGCAACAAAAAGUGUCAUUUGAUGUCAGUGCACCAACUGAAACAAGCAAUAUUGCAGAAAUUCAUAAUCCCAAUCAAAAUGGCAUAUGGAAGAAGAGAAAAGAAGAGGAGCUUAUACUUAUGGAUUGCUUGAAAAACGCUGAAACAUUUGAUAAAAUUUGCACCAAACUGAAAAGAAGUAGGAAAGAGGUAGAAGUAAUGUUAAAGGAACUUGGCCAUUAUAAUAUAGUAAAUAGUUAG